This is a messenger RNA of Striga hermonthica, 741 nucleotides long. The record is from the annotation of a GenBank genome assembly. Lineage: Eukaryota; Viridiplantae; Streptophyta; Magnoliopsida; Lamiales; Orobanchaceae.
AUGUUUAGCAAAAACAACAACACAUACCUCCCCUUCCCCCACCCCUCCUCCUCCUCCUCCUCCUCCACCGCCAUCGACACAACCGGAUUCGAAAUCUUCCUCCACCACCAUCCGGAAUUCUUCUCCGGCCACCACCACCACCACCACCACCCGGCUGCCACCUCUGGCCUCCUCGCCACCGGCGACCGCCACCCGUCCCCUCAGCCGAUCAAAAAACAAACGGCGAAAAAAGAUCGGCACAGCAAGAUAUACACUUCCCAGGGCCCACGCGACCGGCGGGUCCGCCUCUCGAUUGGCAUAGCCCGCAAAUUCUUCGACCUCCAAGAGACACUCGGCUUCGACAAGCCCAGCAAGACCCUCGACUGGCUCCUCACCAACUCCAAGGCCGCCAUAAAUGACCUCAACGUCCCCAAUCCUCCCGAGCCAGAGCCGAGGGGCAAAUCGGGAAACAACAAAAACAAGGAUCUGGCUAAAGAGUCAAGGGCCAAGGCUCGGGCCAGGGCUAGGGAGAGGACCCGCGAGAAAAUGUGCGUCAAACAAAUAUGCGGUGAGGAUGUGAACAAGAACGACGAGCCGUGUUUGGAUCACGAGGAGGAGAAGCGGAAGUCGUUUUUCGGGUUUCAUCAUCAGCAAAAUUACGGGGCCCACAUCCCGAUCCCAGCCGAGAAUUGGGAUGCUUUGGCUUCGCAUUCUAACCUUUGCGCGGUUUUGGACCAGCACAAGUUCUUCAUGAACAGGUAA